CUCUUGGGCGCGCCGACCCUCUUUCCUCUCGCACACCCUUUUCCCUUUUCCCUCCCUUUCUGCUUCUUCUGUUGCGCUGCUCUUCUUGCAUUACUUUCGCCAUUUCCGUGAGCGCUCUCCAGCAGUUCUUUUUUGGGUAAUCCUGGUACGCAUGACAUGAGCCGGUCUGUGUCAUCCCGGCGCAUGUCGAGGAAAGCCGCAAUUGGCAGCGAGGGACAGCAAUUGGCAGAGUGGCAGAGUGGAGUGCGCGGUGGAGUGUCAUGGAAGUCUUCCAGAAGGCGGCCCCUGUGGGAUUGUGGGAUCCUAAGAUCAGACUAUCUGACACUUUGGCAGCAGGGCGCUCGGGAUCGACUCUGCCCUGGUCCCCUGGUCACCACCACCACCCAGGCCAGCUCGCCAGGUGUGCGUCUGCGUCCUGGUCCCUCGAUGUCUCUCGAUGUCCCUCCUUGUCCCUCCUGGUCCCUACCCAUCCUAAUCGAGCGUUGGAAAUUCAUGCUCUCUCCCAAAGUUGAGCCCUGGCUGUCGCCCUUGGUCCCAUGGUCAAUGGUCUCUGCUGCGAGCUGGCUUCGUACACGUUCCGUCUCGGCCUAUGGCGAAUCACUCACUGGCUUGCUUUAAUUAACCAUGCAUUGAGAAAAGUCGGGACGAAUACUUGAUCGAUUUAAAUCCAUCCCAGUCCCAUCUUCUAACACGCCCUGAAGUCUCGUCGUUCCCUCUAUACCACUCUCUCUUCCCCGCCGUCCGUCGUCGUCGUCGUCGUCACCGAACCCUUCUGACAUACAGUGUCCCUCACUGCUACAUAUUGCUGCUACUGCAUACCAAGUUGCUCAUCUUCUGCUGGUUUCGAGU
This is a messenger RNA of Mollisia scopiformis, 849 nucleotides long. RefSeq lists its product as uncharacterized. The transcript has a single exon. The record is from RefSeq and is a predicted model, not a curated record. The coding region runs from base 157 to 618 and encodes 153 amino acids. Lineage: Eukaryota; Fungi; Ascomycota; Leotiomycetes; Helotiales; Mollisiaceae.